AUGAAAGGUUCAAUCCCUGAGGCCACUGGCGACGAAGAAGAGUACGGAUCAGAUGUCAAGACUAAUCCAGUAACACACGACGAAGACGACCGCGAUGUGGCACUGGGCCAGGUAUCGGAUUCUGGCCCAGUACUGCAUAGUCAGGGUGUGUACUUAAGUACCUCCCCUCCGGACGAUGAAGACAACAUGUCAACGACAUCGACGACUCUGGGGUCUGUUUUCUCAACAGAUUCCUUAGCAACUUCAAUAACGGCGUUUUCUAAAGAAAGCGGGUUUUCGAUCGAACAGAUACAGACUGCUACGCGAGUCUUCGUUUCCAUCGUACAGGACAAUGAGCUGCUCGCGCCACUGUACGAGUAUGCCCGCAACGAUGUCGAGAUUGGACCCAACCGAUUGAGGAGACAUAUACGCGGAGCUUUGAAGACAUUUGCAGACAACCUGAAAGAGAAAGCGGAUGACCACAUUCAGUUUCAAGCUUCUCGUCUCGUUCACGCAAAGGCACGUCACGCCGCGCGGUGCAUCGCUAGCGGAGAGGACCAGAACCACCAGCCACAGGCUAAUAGUUCUGAAGAUGAGAUCGCGGAACGUGCUGUUGAAGAAGCCUUCCUGGACCUGAAGGCUUUCCGCAUCUUCCUGACAGAGAGCGAUGCUUAUGCAAUAUUUCAAGCAGACAUACAUGCCUUCUGCACGAAACAGUCGACUAGGAUACAGAACUUGCCGGCUAUUGAUACGCCAAAGCCAUUACCUGUGCCUAAAGAUAGCACAAAGCGUACAUGGUAUUCAUGGAAGAAAGAUACCGAGGUUCUGGCGCGCGGCCUGUUGUUAGGCUUUGAUCGGUCACUUGGAGCAAAAGCCGCGAUGUUUCUCCUGCUAGACUUCUUCUUCCUGUUGACGGAUGACUCUCUAGUCGCCUUGGGAUGGUUAGAGCCUGCAUUGAGAGUCGGCUGGACGCGGCUAAGAAGUCAAUGCCAGUCUCAGGGCAUAAUGGAAACCAUACUGGCCUACCUCAGCACAACACCGGUAGUGCCGUAA
Alternaria viburni is the source of this 1032-nucleotide messenger RNA. RefSeq lists its product as uncharacterized. The coding region runs from base 1 to 1032 and encodes 343 amino acids. NCBI's taxonomy places the organism in Eukaryota, Fungi, Ascomycota, Dothideomycetes, Pleosporales, Pleosporaceae. The record is from RefSeq and is a predicted model, not a curated record. The transcript has 2 exons.